This is a messenger RNA of Phytophthora megakarya, 231 nucleotides long. NCBI's taxonomy places the organism in Eukaryota, Oomycota, Peronosporomycetes, Peronosporales, Peronosporaceae. The record is from the annotation of a GenBank genome assembly.
AUGUCUGAUUUCUUCAAGUCCUUCAACAAGUCCUUGAGUCAACGCCAACGUGCUACUUGGCUUAUCGGGUCCAAGCUAGUGGAUCCGCAGAGCGAUUUGGAUCAACGUGAUUGGGAUGAGUGCGCCAAGCGGCUCACCUUCGCGAUAAACACCGCAAGGGAUCAGAUACGAGGUGAAACCCCUUUCUACAUGAUACAUGGUUGGGACCCUAGAUCCACUCGAUCCCGGUAG